This is a messenger RNA of Labrus bergylta (ballan wrasse), 3082 nucleotides long. Its product is annotated as zinc finger protein 665-like. The record is from RefSeq and is a predicted model, not a curated record. NCBI's taxonomy places the organism in Eukaryota, Metazoa, Chordata, Actinopteri, Labriformes, Labridae.
UCCACAUAGUCUUCACAGAAGGAGCAUUUUUUUAACAGCACCAUACAUGAUACAUUUAACAUGAUCGAAAUGGAAAGAGUAAGAUCUGGCCAGAGGUCUCCUGGAAAAGAUGACGUGUUGUGUAAUGUUAAAGCAUUGAGGUGUUUUCACAUCCACAGAGCUGCUUGGAUGCUAUAAUGAACUACAGGAAGUGGGAACAUUCCCGUCUGUUGGUAUGUGUUGGAUUUACUGUGUUUCAUUGCUUGAAAUGCUGCAAGUGAGUCGCUUCAGAUAACCGCAGACUGAGGUCUUUUCUUUUCAGUCAACUUGACGGCACAGAGGAUGGCAAACAUUUCUGAUGUAAACACAGAUAUCUGAUCAGGAAGCCUCCACCCAGUCCCUUUUUUGAGUUCCCAUACAAACAGUCUGAAAGCUGCUCUCCUUGUAUUGGGGUCUCUGGAACCAUCAGUAUAAAUGUGCAUGCUCAACACAGGCCACUGAGGAGUGGGAUGCGAGCAGAUAGUUGGCUCUCUUCUUCUUUUUGCCUCAUGGAGUUCACAAAGCUGAACGUCCCUGUUUGUUCCCAGUGCUGCUCUGUAAGACAUUUAGUUUGAGGUCCUUUUUUUUUUUUUUUUUUAUUCUGGUCGGAAUUGUAAAACUGGAUCCUUCUUAAAUACUCCGGUUCAGUAGGUGACAGUAUGCACCUUUUAAAUUAGGAUUGCAAUGCACAGUUUAGGUAUGCAACCAAAUGGAGGAUGUAAAUAUUAUAUUCAGAUAGAAACAGUCGAACGUGUACUCGGCCUACAUCAUUUUAGGAAAUAUACCAUGAGAGAUCUCCUCUUUCAGUAUUUAAAGAAGGCGACUUUUCAUCGUCAGGAUCAUUGGAGAUUUGGUAAAAGGGAUUGAGAAGGCCUCUGUUUUUUUAUUUUAUUUAUUCUCCUAUCUCCUGCUUUAUACUCCUGUACAGUUGGUGGCGUUAAUGCUCCUCUAAGCGACAGGAUGUAGUGAUGUAGUUUCCAGCUCUCUCCCAGUUAGCAUGUUUGGCAAAGGCUAAUAUCGUUGUGUGAGUAAUGUCAGGAGAGGCCAUCAGGGUUGAGUGUUCUUGUCCUUCUUUGACUUUUCUCUCUGUGUCAAAUGUCCGGGUUUGAGGAUCUUAAAGAUUUAUUCAGACGUCGGCUGCUCGAUGCGGCUCACAGAGACCCGAGAGGACAAACAACAACAUGUGGAUACGAAGAGGAGCUCCUCCGACAAAGACAACUACUGGAUGUGAUUUUAACUCCUGAAAUAAAGCUGCAGAGAACAGUGUUUCCUGCAGUUGUCCAGCUGCUGAUGGUGAAAAAAGAAGAGGUCCCCCCUGAGCAGCAGGAGUGUAGCCCCAGUCUGGACCAGGAGGACACUAAGCACUUUAAAGAGGGGCAGGAGGAACUCUCAAGAAGUCAGGUAGGAGAGCAACUACAAGGACGGGAGGAUGCUGAUACCAACAAGUUCCCCUUCACUCCUGUCCCUGUGAAGAGUGAAGAUGAUGAAGAGAAACCUCAGUCCUCACAACUUAAUCAGAGACAAAUUAAACAGAUGGAAACAGGUGCGGAUAGCGAGGACUGUGUAGGAGCAGAACCAGAGACGGACUCAGAUCGAGAAAGACAUUUACAACCAGAGAUCGAGGUCAAGACCGAAGACUCUACUGAGCCUGAGACAUUUGAAUGCAAUUAUUUGAGUCAGGCCAGAGAACAUCCCUCAGGUUUGAACUCUGUGGAAAGAAAUGAAGAUAAAGGACAAAAAACUGAUAAGACAUCCCACGAAUGCUCUGAGUGUGGUAAAACAUUCAAAAUGAAAUGUAUCCUGAACAAACACAUGAAAGUUCACACAGGAGAGAAACCCUUUAGCUGUUUAAAGUGUGGUAAAAGAUUUACUCGAAAACAUGGUCUGACAACACACAUGAUUAGUCACACAGGAGAGAAACCCUUUAGUUGUUCUGAAUGUGGGAAAAGAUUUAACAGAAAUGGUAGUCUGAAACUUCACAUGGUGCAUCACACAGGAGAGAAGGUCUUCAGUUGCUCGGAGUGUGGGAAAAUAUUUAAUAAUAAGAAUUGUCUGACCAGACACAUUUUAGUGCACACAGGAGAGAAACCCUUCAGUUGCUCUUUUUGCAGUAAGAGAUUUACCCAAAAGGGGCACCUGAUAUCACACAUGUUGGUUCAUACUGGAGAGAAACUGUUCAGGUGCUCCGAGUGUGGUAAAAGAUUUAAGCGUAAUUAUAAUCUGACAGUUCAUAUGACCUGUCAUACAGGAGAGAAAAGCUACACCUGUAGUGUUUGUGACCAAAGAUUCUUUUGGCACAGUCAGUUAAAAAGACAUGCUUGUGCUGGUGUUCAGGUAUUCGAUCUUUAUCAAAACCAAACUGAGGAGAAAAGAGAGAGAGAAACAGGAGCUGAUGAAGAGGACUGUGGAGGAGCAGAACCAGAGAGGGUCUCAGAUCCAGAGAGAAAAUUAAAACCAGAGACUAAGGUCAAGACUGAAGACCUUAAAGGUGACUGUAAGAAGACCAGAGAACAUCAUUCAGGUUUAAACUUGCUGAGACACUAUGACGUCUCCAAGAGUUCAGCAAUGUUUGAAUCUGACAGGAAACAACUUUUCUGCUUGGAGUCUGAUCAACUUUUCAGUGGAUCAUGUGAGAACCAGUUAACACAAAGAGAAUGUCUUUGCCAACACAUAAUAGUCCAAAGAGGGGAAAACAGAGGGUCAAGCAGGAGGACACAGAGCCUCCACUUGUUAAAGAGGAGCAGGAGGAAGUCUGGAUCAGUCAUGCUGAGACCACCAAGUUCCCCUUCACUCCUGUCCGUGUGAAGAGUGAAGAUGAUGAAGAGAAACCUCAGUCCUCAGAGCUUCAUCAGAGACAAAUUGAACAGAUUGAAACAAGAGCUGAUGGAGAGGACUGUGGAGGAUCAGAACCAGACAGAGACUUUAAUCCAGACAGUCAUUUACAGACAGUUUCUAUUGAUGAGACUCCACAUCUGUCUGGAUCUGAUACUGAUGACAGUGGUGAUUGGGAGAGGAGUAAUGAACCCCAGGAAGGUUUAAACCCUCUGCAAAACAAAGACUUACC